UGAACUCUUCACUGCUCUUGUCGAUUGAGCCUCUCCACCUCGACCGAUGGUUUAGAUGCAGUUUUCGGCUCAGACAACGUAGAAUCCUGCGUUACGUCCGUGUCAUCUCUCGAUCGCUGCGGCAACCACCACCGUAACUCAUUCUCGUAAGCUGUUAGCCGCCAAUUGAAUGCAUAUAGUGGUUGGGCACCCUGAGAGCUGCAGAAGCUGCCGAGUUCGACAGUCACCUUAUUGUAGUUGAAACGAAGCAGUAACUUCCAUCUGGAGUCCAUAUUGAGAGGGCGUUCGAGACACAGAAAGCCAUGGAGGAUCAACAAGACAACUUGCAGGAACCACUGCUGCAGUCGUCAGUCGUAAUACCCCACCACGAGGGACACACUUUCACUUUCGCCAACGGCGUCACCAGAUCAGUCAGCAGACGCGAUGAGGUCAUCGCUCUCACGCCUGAUUGGAUCUGGGGAGAGGUCCAGAAGCAAGUGUACAUCGCCGCUCCUAUGGUCUGCGUCUCACUGCUGCAAUACUUGCUUACUGUGGUCUCAGUCAUGUUCGUUGGUCAUCUGGGAGAGCUGCAGUUGGCGAGUGCAUCCAUUGCGAGCUCAUUUUCCAAUGUAACGGGAACCACUUUGCUGAUUGGAAUGGCCUCCGCACUCGAGACACUUUGCGGCCAAGCGUACGGAGCAAAACAGUACCAUAUGCUGGGCAUUCACAUGCAACGUGCGAUUUUCGUUCUGUACCUGGUCAGCGUACCGAUCGCAGUCGUUUGGUGGAACAUGGACACUAUCCUCAUACAUUUAGGUCAAGACCCUGAGAUCUCCGCACUAGCAGGAGUGUACGCCAGAUACUUGGUGCCCACUUUGUUCGGUGCCGCUACACUACAACCCAUGGUGAAAUUUCUGCAAACUCAGAGUAUUGUGCUGCCAAUGGCACUGUUCUCUGCUGCUGCAGUACUUAUUCAGAUUCCCCUCUGCUGGGUUAUGAUAUUCAAGCUUGAGUUCGGAUAUCGCAGUGCCGCGAUCGCGACAAGCCUAGCAACUUGGAUGAAUGCAAUCUUCAUGGCUCUUUACAUCAAAUUCUCCCCAAGAUGCAGGAAGUCAUGGACAUCACUGUCCACCGAUGCCUUCCAUGAACUCGGAGCCUUCACCAAACUCGCCAUCCCCUCUGCAAUCAUGAUCUGUCUCGAGUACUGGUCUUUCGAAGGCCUUGUGCUCCUCUCUGGGUUGCUGCCAAACCCCAAGCUGGAAACUUCCACUCUCUCAAUCUGCCUAACGAGUACAGCUUUGCUAUACAUGAUCCCCUUCGGCAUUGGUGCGGCCGUGAGUACUCGUGUGGGCAACGAGCUCGGCGCCGGACGACCUCAGGCUGCUAAAGGCGCGGUUCUAAUCGCAGUCGGCAUGGGUCUCACCGAAGGUCUUCUGAUGGCAACAAUCAUGUACUUUGCGCGGUACAUUUGGGGCACAGCGUUCACAUUCGAAGAGGAAGUCAUUCAGUACGUGGCACGGUGCAUCCCAUUGCUUGCCUUCAUGCACAUCAUGGAUUCUCUGCAGGGGGUUCUAUCAGGAGUAGCGCGUGGUUGCGGUUGGCAGGCGUUCGGUGCCGCCGCUAACUUGUGCGCUUUCUACGUCGUCGGUCUACCAUCUGCAAUCGUUCUCGCAUUUGUAUUCGACCUUAAAGGUCGGGGUCUGUGGAUAGGAAUGGUUGGAGGUAUCGUCACCCAGGCGAUUGCUCUUUCUAUCCUGACCCUAAGGACGAACUGGCAAAAACAAGCCGAAGACGCGUUGCUUCGGGUAUAUGAUUCUGCUACCGCAACUCUCCCCGUUGAAUCUAACCACGAGAAGAACGGCGACGUCCCGGCACUGGAACCCUUCAAGGAUAACGAUCACGAUGAUCGUAAACAAUAGGAUCUAAUCCUGGAACUGCGACGAUUUGGCAGGUGAUGAUAGAUAGGGAUCUACACACACUAUAGAGACACACAUCCAAGAUCAGUAUUGAGUUAUGCAUUGGUCCUCGCGCCUCUCAAGAGUAGACAUUAGAUCAGUAGCUUUCUUUAUGGAUUGAUAUCAACUGAAGCGUUGUAAUUUGUUCUUAGUCACAUGACGGUGGGGCAAACCCAAUCAACAUGUAUCGAAGAUGCAUCUGGAUAUUCAAUACAAAUAUAUAAUAUUUUUUUGAAACGCAA
This is a messenger RNA of Physcomitrium patens, 2176 nucleotides long. RefSeq names its product protein DETOXIFICATION 17. Gene Ontology annotation, biological process: xenobiotic detoxification by transmembrane export across the plasma membrane. Gene Ontology annotation, cellular component: membrane. Gene Ontology annotation, molecular function: antiporter activity; xenobiotic transmembrane transporter activity. NCBI's taxonomy places the organism in Eukaryota, Viridiplantae, Streptophyta, Bryopsida, Funariales, Funariaceae. The record is from RefSeq and is a predicted model, not a curated record.